AUGAAUUAUUGUGAUUUAACUGAAGCAAUAAGCGAUAUUGUCUUUGAAUAUUUUCUAGUGUCACCCAGCUCCAACCCAAAUCUAUCUCCAAUAGAAGUUCUUAGUAAGGAAGCCACUGUUGCUCUUUCUGUUGUUGGAGCAAUCCUGUUCCUCUGUAUCGUCCUUGGGUUCGCCUUCUUUUGCUUUAUACGCCAUCAGCGGAAGCAGAUUGUGGAGUAUCGUAAUCAGUUUUUUCCAGUAUACACUGGAAAACACCAGGUAAAAUACCAUGUAAAACGAGCUUAAAAUGAAGUUACUACAUAACAACCAGUGCCUGCUUGAAUAAUGCAACUUAUUUUGGCUGAAAAUGAUGUUUGUUGACUGGGUAAAUUUCACAACCCUCCCAUUCCAAGAUCAUACUCAACACUUGCAAUGACAACUUUGAACGCGGAAAAACGGAGGAGGAAGAUUUCUUUUAUUUUGUCUCAGAGGAGCAAUCAAAUUAGAAAAGGGGUUUUAUAAGCAAACGUCUCUCAACCUUUUUUCAAACAUGACAGCGAAAGUAAAAUGAAUUUGCGAUCUUUCAAACUUCAUCUCGAUUAACAUCAUCUCCAUUGAUAUGUGAAACGUAGGUGACUUUACGUGGAGUAGUUGAAUUUCUAUGGAAAGCCAAGUUAUAAUUAAAAAAGGGAAUAAAAAAUUUAUCGUCAGCGCCGUUAACGUCCUUCGUAAAACGCGCAUUGGGACUAAUUUUCCACGUCGUAGUCGUACAAUUACGUUUGAUGGCCCGUGCAAAGUUGUCGUUUUUGGUUGUUAAUCCCGCUACUGUUUUACCCUCUCGUUACCGUCGUCGACUCUCUUUUGCUUAAACUCUUUAGUGACCUUUCGCGAAAGUGCAGGGUUGCUUUACUUAUGGCCACUUCACAUUCGUGUAAACUCUCAUGGUGUUGGACACUUUUGAGAAUUAUUAUACAUUUAUCAGCAUCUGAGUUGCUUGUUCGAGGCCAGUCGACAGUCAUAAUUUGCAAAAUUGCAACCAUAGAUUGCUCCCCGUUUUAAAAUACAUGUAUACUCACGGAUAGUAAAGAUGGCUGACAUUUUGUUCCUUUCAUUGCAGGCUACGGACUGAUCUGUUCUGCAAAAAUAGUCGCGAUUUUUUUUUCGACCUACCGUGAACGAGGUGCCGAGUUUCUUUGCGGAGUGGCCAUGAAUUUAAGUCUACUUUUCAAACCUAAACUUUUUUUUAUUCUUUGACUCGAUUCAAAAAGUGAUCCAUUGCCUUAAAAUGGCCGUCUAAAUUCAGGUAAUACUCAUGAACCAAACCGUUUCCAGUUGGAGGGAAUGAACCAUUGCUUAGACUAAAUACGUCCCCAUUGUAUACGUUAAGUAAUAAAAUAUUUCUUGAUUUUGUUAGAUUGACCCUAAUCGUACACUGCUUGAACAAUGUAAUGAUCUGCCUUAUGACCCCGAUUUCGAGUUUCCUGAGGACAAGCUCAUUCUUGGGGAGGUGCUAGGAUCAGGGGCCUUCGGAAAAGUUAUUAAAGCAGAGGCUAUAGGAAUAAACAACUUUAGUCCCAGAGACAAAAGUCAAAAGAAAAGUCAGCGGUGGCCUAAAAUGUUUCGUAAACGCAGGGCCGGCCAUGCGUACCACGAUCCCAGAGGCAGUGCGUACACGAAGACAACCGUAGCUGUAAAGACUGUUAAAGGUAAUGUUUCAAGUCAAGAUAUCUCUAUUUCAACUUGUGUAACAUUUACCAUGAAGCAAGGAUAGCUGGUACUUGUCGGGGGUUGGUGGAGGGAGACAAAAACGGAAUUUGGUUUAGAGUAGCAGCUGAUAAUAUGCAGGGGAGGGGACGAGUUACCAGGUUACCUGCGCGGUAAUGAUUUGGGAGACGGGGUAGGGUUGAUUUGGGAAUCUAGAUCUGUGACUACCAGUGGAAAAAACUCCAGCCAUGCCCUUGGAUUCAGCAUGGAAGAGAUGGGCAAUUCGCAAGGGGCCUCUCUCAUGCAUGAGUACCGUUCGUGCUCAUUCCUAUUGCUGAGGAUUGUGCCUAGUUAAACUGAACCUUGCUUGUGACAUGGUCACGUGGACUCCACUACACCCUGUGGAAACUGCACUUUUUUUUACUGACCGAGUACGAUAUUUUGGCAAUUCAGGGGGAGCUACUGAAGAGGAAAUAAGAGACCUAGCAUCAGAGCUGAAAAUUCUAAUUUACGUUGGAGAACAUAAAAACAUUGUAAACCUCCUUGGUGCUUGUAUCAAGCGCGAUCGUAUCCUUGUCAUUCUUGAAUAUGCACCACAUGGGAGUUUACAAGAGUUCUUGCUAGGCAAGCGAGAUGUUUAUGAAGCGACCUGGUCUACGACUUCGAGUGACCCAGAGAUACGAUUGAAUAUAUCAAAUCUUGUGGGCUACGCCUACCAAAUAUCCCGUGGAAUGGAAUACCUGGCGUCUAAAAAGGUAAUGCUCCCCCAUUUAAGGAUUCCCACAUUUCUGAAGAGAAUUCAGUUCUAACAAGCUUGUAUGUUUUGUUUUCCUAUUUCACACCACGUGAUUUUCUCAGGGGAAUUUGCGUUUUGUCUUUACAUAAAAUAUGCAUCCAUAUCCUCGUGGAUGUAGGUGCAAAAGGCAACAUUUGAAAGGAACGGUUCUUUAGGGUACCAUCACGUGAUCUGAAAUGGGAAAACAAAAUAUACAUAUAUAUAUAAAUAUAAGCUAAAAAGGUCUAUUCUAUAGCACUUGCUUAUUUUCUCCUUUUGGCUUCAAGGAGUUUUUUCAUAAUUUAUAUCGUUCAUUCGACUCUAAAUCUGUUCCUAUUUGUUUGUUUUUCGCGUUUUACAGUGUGAGUACUUGAACCGGGCCACUUGAAAGAUUAUUAUCCAAUCAAAUCGUCUUUUACGGACCAAUAAAAUUCAGUGUUCAACUAUGAAACUGUUGAAAACUUUAAAAGCGUUUGAACUUAUCUGACCCCUCAGGAAUUAGCCCUCAAAUUUAUGAGAAUCUUUUGUUUUCAAAAACCGCCAUUAUGAUUUUUAAAAUAGCAAAAGUCUUUAUUAAUAUAUGACCAAUUUACAUUCCACUAUCAUAGACUAAAAUUUUGAUGAAAUUAAAGUAUUAAAAGAUUAUAAAACACUAAUUUACAAGCUCACGCCAUUAUCGACUGUCGAAAAUUAUUAUUAUCAUUAUUAUUAUUAUUUCCUUCUUGUUUCUGAUUUCUUGAUUUUGCAUUUCUUUUUUCAAAACAUAUCUGUUUUAUAUAGUGUGUUCACCGAGACUUGGCGACCAGAAACAUUCUUGUUGGAGACGACUACGUCAUGAAGAUCGCUGACUUUGGCCUCGCUCGAGAUAUUUACAAGAGUGAAUUAUAUGUGCAGACGAAUAGUGGUGUUUUGCCAAUGAAGUGGAUGGCGAUAGAAUCAUUGUUUUUGAGGGAGUACUCAGAGAAAAGUGAUGUGUAAGUACAAAGAACAUAAAAAAAAUGUAUGAAGGGAGAAUAUGAAAAUAUGCGGGGAUCGUACUCAAGGAUGACAACUACACAAUUAGUGCGUAAUUAAGCGUUCAAAUUAAAAAAAAGAAGCUGGCCUUUUGAUUACUGUAAUUAAGUUAAACUUGCCAUAACAUAGUUUAGUAGGGGCUCUCCGAUUGGCCGAGAAGUGUGUUUGCAUGCGGGUGACACAGAUAAACGCAACCACGCAGCCAUGUUUUGAAAAACUCAACAAGUUUACUUUAUUAAACAAUAACUUAGAGGCAUGGAACUUGAAAAAUCUUUACAAACGUGCUAUAUCAAAGUUUUUACGCUCAAGACUACAUUUUAAACGAGAACAGUCCGUCCUUUAAAAUAUCACCUUUUUUAACAAACAAAGAAGCCUUGACUGUGCUCUUUUCUGUUGUAAAGCACACAGGACUGGCAGCGGCUAGAACACGAAAGGAGUGUAGGGGGAAACACGAGAUGUAGUCGAGUGUUUCUGUCUACUUCUUGAGUAGUUCAACAAAAUAGAGCUCAGUCAAGACUGCUUUAUUUGUUUUAUGAAUAUAAAGAAUCCGUUACAUUCCCCACGCAUUCCUUUGUAAUUUUCAAAACAAUCUUUGUUAUUAUUUUUUUAAAGCAAAAGAGUGUCGUCAGCAUGUUUCAUACUCUCAUAAAGCACGGUUUUUCAACAAAUCAGAACGCGCGUUAUAUCUGAACUUCAUUAUAAAUUCAAAACAAAAACGUACUGAUUACACGCACAAAACGUCGUGUAGAUACAACACUUCGUGACUAGUAAGAAGUGCUCGUUUCAUCAGCGCCAUAAACAAAGAGCUAGGUAGCAACUUUUUCUCGGGAAAGUUGCCGCUAUAAAAGCACCUUAACAGAAAACUGUUUUUCUGUGGUUUGCAAUUUGUACGAAUUCUCUUAAAUUCUGCCAGCCAACACCCGAAUCUCGUGUUUAUAUCAGGACAUGUAAACACAGCAGAUAACGUUUUCCAUUUUUUAUAAAUAGUACUCGAAAGAAAAAGAAUACUACUGAUAACGAUUCUUGAAUGUAGCGCUUCAUAUGCAAGCCAUGUAAGUUUUGAUUCCAAUAAUUCCAUUGUAGUGGAGUUAAUAGCAGUUUACCAUCUGUUUCCUCGAGUCCAUAUUUUAGCUUAAGCAGCUUACAGAGCUUUAUUGACGCCCUUUUGGUUUGGAAUGACCCUGGCUGUGAUGACCCUUCGAGUGUGUAUGUUUUUAACCUAGACAUUUAAUAAUGCAGAUGGUCGUUUGGUAUUUGCUUGUGGGAGAUCUUUACACUGGGCGGCACACCGUAUCCCACUAUACCCGUAAGAGAGCUCCUAGACUUUCUUAAUGAUGGAAACCGUAUGGAAAAUCCCCGAGACUGCCCUUCGGAGAUCUACAAAAUUAUGCAAGAUUGCUGGCAGGAAGGACCCGACAAGCGACCUAAAUUUGAUCAAAUCAGCCAGUCGAUUGGUACAAUACUUGAGCAACGCGCUUCCCAGGUGAGGCCUUUUUUCUACUAUUUUUGA
Molecule: messenger RNA, 4982 nt
Organism: Porites lobata
Lineage: Eukaryota; Metazoa; Cnidaria; Anthozoa; Scleractinia; Poritidae
Source: the annotation of a GenBank genome assembly